CUCUUAGUUUGGAAAGUCAGAGUCUAAACAUGUCUCGACAAACCUGGAAGAAGUGGCAACUCAUCUUCAUGCUGGUAGACAAUGGUCUCUUCUUUUUAACUGAAGUCAUUUUGGGAUACAUAGGAAAUUCUGUCACACUGAUAUCAGACUCAUUCAGCUUGCUCUCAAACCUUCUGUCUCUACUUUUGGCCAUUUUAACCCCGUACGCCUGCCGAUAUGGUCCCUCCUGCCACAUCACUUAUGGAUUGACACUGUUCGAGGUGGUGGGUGUGCUAUGCAAUGCCGUCUUCCUCUCGUCUCUGUGCUUCACUAUCUUUGUGCAGUCUACCAUGCGGCUCAUUGUGGCACAGAAGAUUGAUGAGCCAUUUUUGAUACUGGUUAUGGGGUCCCUGGGAGUGGUAGUAAAUGCUGUGGAGUUGAUUGUCUUCAGGCCAUUUGGCUUCAGUAAAAAACACAUGUUCAGUUUUAUCAAGAUGAACCGAGAGAGCAGAAAACACAAUGAAACAGGUGACUUCACAACAGUUGACGAUGCAUCUGAUACAGAACAAGCAACUAAGAAAGAGCCCCCUGUGUCAUCAUUUAACAUCCGAGGAGUUUUACUGAACAUAAUCGGGGAUUUGCUUGGUUCCUUGGUGGUGCUAGUGAGUGCUCUCAUCUUCUAUUUUUCACCCCUGUCACCAGAAAUGCCAUGCAACUGGAAAUGCUACGUGGAUCCCUGCCUUUCAUUUUUGAUGGUCUUCAUUAUUAUGAAAAAUGCUUUUCCUCUCAUCAAAGAUGCAACCGCCAUCUUAAUGCUCAAAGUGCCUGAUCGAAUUCUGGUUAAACAGCUCAGUGAAGAUCUCAGCAGUGUUCCCGGAGUGCAAGGGAUUCACGAGCUUCAUAUCUGGGAGCUGUCAUCUGGGCGCAGUGUUGCUUCAUUGCAUGUAAAAUGUGCAGACUCACUCGCUUUCGAGAGCAUCAACCAGCAGGUUCAAGAGAUCUUUCACAAAGCAGGGGUCCAUUCCAUCACUAUCCAGCCUGAGCUUACUUACCAGGAAAAGCCUUCAGGAAAAGAAACAUCGUGCACAGCAUCCUGCCUGUCCUCUGACUGCGAAACAUGGAUGUGUUGCCGAAUAUUCGUCAGCAGGACAGAAGAACUAAAAGAUAAAGGUGAGACGGAGGCUGGAAUCCCCGUGGAAGUGGAAGCGGUGCUGUCUGAGUCUAGUGCUCAGGAUCCUGACCACGCAUGUGUUAGCGAUGGUUAACCAUACAGACACAGAGCCUGAGACUGCACCUGCUUUGAGGGUCCUGGUUUUAAAUGGGACGUUGUUGAGUAAAGUGCAGUUGUACUCACUGGUUUGACGUUUUCUUUGCAUUGAUCUGUUAAAUCUAGAUAAAAGAAAACAAGUGUUUUUCUGUGCUAUAUUGUUAAACUUCUCUUCAGCUGAGUCACGGUUGUAAUAUUGAUUAUUAAACCAAUAAAUGUACCUGAG
This is a messenger RNA of Erpetoichthys calabaricus (reedfish), 1472 nucleotides long. RefSeq names its product zinc transporter 10-like. Gene Ontology annotation, molecular function: zinc ion transmembrane transporter activity. The record is from RefSeq and is a predicted model, not a curated record. Gene Ontology annotation, cellular component: membrane. NCBI's taxonomy places the organism in Eukaryota, Metazoa, Chordata, Cladistia, Polypteriformes, Polypteridae. Gene Ontology annotation, biological process: manganese ion transport; intracellular zinc ion homeostasis; detoxification of zinc ion. The transcript is spliced from 4 exons. Bases 30 to 1244 code for a protein of 404 amino acids.